Cydia amplana is the source of this 470-nucleotide messenger RNA. RefSeq names its product NADH dehydrogenase [ubiquinone] 1 alpha subcomplex subunit 7-like. Lineage: Eukaryota; Metazoa; Arthropoda; Insecta; Lepidoptera; Tortricidae. The coding region runs from base 60 to 389 and encodes 109 amino acids. The transcript has 4 exons. Gene Ontology annotation, biological process: ATP synthesis coupled electron transport; mitochondrial electron transport, NADH to ubiquinone. Gene Ontology annotation, cellular component: mitochondrial inner membrane. The record is from RefSeq and is a predicted model, not a curated record.
GUUGCCUUUACUUGAUAUUCUCAUUUUAUUCUAAAUAAAUAUCGAAAUAAAUAUUAAAAAUGAGUAAAGCUAAGGUGGCUGUGCGUGACAUUUCACCAAUCAUGCAAGCUUUAAGAAAUUUUUUGCUUGGCCGAAAGCAUACCAAUGCCUUGAGGUUCGAGCCAUUCCUGGCUGACAGGACUCAGCCACCGCCAGCAAUACCCGAUGGUGUAGCCCACAAGCACUCCCAGAAUUACUACUACACAAGAGACGCGCGCCGCGACGUAGUUCCGCCGAUAGAUGUCACCAAGGUGCUCAUUGAAGCUAGCUCAGACAAGGGUGCACCCAAGAAGGCGGCAACGGUAGCUCCCACCCCUGGACAACUAUACCAAUGGGACAAGCACUAUUAGAGACAAAUCAAAUUAUUAUCAACCAUAUUACCACGCUGUAAAGUUUUAAGUUAAAUAAAUUUAGAUUCAUUAUAAUUACGC